AUGCCUUUCCAAACAACGCUUGCACGAUGGUUAUCAACCGAGCUUCCCGAAGAUGGACAUAUUUGUCACCCAUGCUUCUUACUGCUGUCUUCAGAAGAUGCAAGUGCAAGAGUCCUGGGUCAUACAAUGGUGUGUCUUGGUUGUGGCCGAUCAGUGAGGGAUGCAAGACAUCACAUUGUUGAGUCUGAGAGUCCACUUCUUCUGGACUUUUCUUUUACAACAAGACUUCAGGGAAUAACAAGGAACUAUAUUUGUCAUCCCUGCUGGAUGAGAAGUAACAGACAAUUACAUCAUGACUCAUCUCGAGAAGAAACUGCUCAGUCUUCGAAUAACAUCCAGCAUGAAGAUGCAUUGAUACCAGUUCAACCAGAGCCUCCUAACUUACCUUUAUCACAUGUUUUGCCACCAACUCAUAGAUUUUCUUUUGAUCAGAUUACCUUCAUUGAAGAUGAGUGCUCAGAAACCAAAAAAUACUCGAUAGGUUUUUAA
Messenger RNA from Arctia plantaginis, 489 nucleotides. Lineage: Eukaryota; Metazoa; Arthropoda; Insecta; Lepidoptera; Erebidae. The record is from the annotation of a GenBank genome assembly.